This is a messenger RNA of Hypoxylon fragiforme, 1632 nucleotides long. RefSeq lists its product as uncharacterized. NCBI's taxonomy places the organism in Eukaryota, Fungi, Ascomycota, Sordariomycetes, Xylariales, Hypoxylaceae. Bases 271 to 1338 code for a protein of 355 amino acids. Gene Ontology annotation, molecular function: metallopeptidase activity. The record is from RefSeq and is a predicted model, not a curated record. The transcript is spliced from 8 exons.
CUACAGCCCCAUCUUGUACUAGAUAUGUAGGCUUCUAUUUCAACGCCGUAGGUACCAAGAUGGGCAAAUAUCAUGCACACCUACCCACCGAAGCAUUUAGUCUUACUUAGAACCAUUGCGGACUUCAUAAAUAUGGCUGGCCGUUACAUCCUUUUCCGGUUCCCUCAUAUGGCCCCUUUUCUCUUCACCGUUCACUAUCCUUCUUUCCUGCCCUUCACCUCCUGCCUGUUAUGCCACCCACGGUUCCUCAGAUAGACUAAUCCCUCUAACAUGGCCCAUGGACUGCUCUUCAUAUCUCUACUCCUAUGCCUCAUUCUCACCGUAGCCGUUGAAGCAGAAGUAGAUGUAUGGAAGUACUUCAACGCGCCCUUCCGGUCCUUCCCGGACACAGAUGAGAGAUGUGGCUGCAAGAGCCACAAGGCGGAAAUAGAGUCGGCGUACAAAGAGGCAGCCAAGAUGAUCGACGCAGCCGCCGAGGCAUUCACGUGGAUCAACGGACGCCCGUUCCCCGAUGAUAACUCGCUGGACUCGUUCAAGUGGAUGAGGAUCGUGGUGGCUAUGACUAGCAUCCUCGGCAUCGAGAUCGACUCUGAGACCGGGUGGCGACUUGGUCCGAGAGAUGACUACAUCUUCAGCUGUGCGCGGAACGUAUUCGUCCGUCUGCAAAACGGCAUGAAAAGGGACGGGAAGCACGUGAAUAAAUUCAACGGCCUGUACUGCGGCACGUCGGGCUUCCAGUGGUACAACUAUACCAGCGACGACCCGACGAACGUCGGUCAGAAAGUCUCAGACGACAGGGACAGGUACGGGGAUAUGUACUGGCCGGAUGGCUUCUGGUACUUCAACUGGAACAAAUUCAUGCUCGAGGAGCACACUCCCACCGACAACCACCUCUGCCCCCCCGACAUCGUGGCACGCGCCACGCAUGAACUCAGCUUCAUCCUCCUCUGCGACCUGGCGUUUGCGAGCCCGCCGACAGUGGUCAAGAGCAAGAUUGAGAAUGGGAUGAUGCUGGACGAGGAUGAGCUGCAUCAUAACAUUGCGCAUGUCUUCGUGCAUGAAUUGACCCAUUACGACGGGAGUUUAGAUAACGACAUUCUAGACCAACCAGCCCACGACGAGGAUGGAAAUAUCCAAUAUCGCUCGGACGGGACCCCCUUCGGAACGUAUCAUUUAGCAUCCGUCUACAACUUGGCCGCAGCUAAGCCAAAGCUUACUUGCAAAUCAGCUCAAAGCUUGAGUCUCUUUGCCAUGGCAAUGUACCUCGAAGAGUGGACUUGGGAUGUUGAGGGGGCAAUGGAUUAUCCCACUUGGCUAGCCUGGCGAUUAGAUAGCUGAUGACAGUGGUGAUAAUGACGAUGGCGAUGAUUCUGACAACACGAUAACUCCUAAUAUGCACCUUAACCCAGGGCAUACAUAAUGAUAUGAAACAAUAUACCCUGUUGCCUAGAUUUACUAAAAUUGUUCUGUCGUGCUCGAGAUUUAGGCAUAUUCUUGUUUCGCAAUCUUGCGAAAGGUUUUAUUUUAUUUAUUCUAUUCACAUAAUAGAUCAAGGCUUGUCAUGGCACGAUAGUGUCCUCUGCUGCCAGAUAUCGAUCGAAGACAACCUCAAACUAUGUGGGGGGGGGGGGG